CAUUAUGGUACUGGGCACGUCAUUUUUCUACUUCUUCCAGAUGCUGAACAAUUGGCCGAGGGUGCUGAUGUUUAUCUGGGAGAACUCGCGCGCUUCCCAGAUUACCCAGAUGGUCAUAGAUGUGGAAAUUCUUUCGAGUUCAUUGAACCUCCACCAUAACCGCCUCAUCAACUCGCCAACGGACUUCGAGCAAUUCUAUGGACUCAAGAACAUCUCGUCCUGCGUCUUCUCGGCCCCACCUAAUGCCACCUACCACUGGCAGCACUUCUUUGAAGGCGAGAAACUGAGCAAUUUGCAAACGAAAACUUGCUACGUGACUCUGCGCUGCGUAAAAGAGGGCACGCAUACCGUACACCUAUCCGUAACAAACUCGCGAGGUGAGAUCAUCAGCGCAGGAAGUAAAACAUUCGAAUCUCAUCCCAGAUGGGUGGCUAUUGUUGGUGACUCGUUCGCUUCUGGUGAAGGGAAUCCUGAUGUUCAACAAAGAGAAGACCACAGAGCACAAUGGUUAGAUGGGAGAUGCCAUCGCUCCGGCAAGUCGUUCGCCGCACAGGUGUUCAGGGAGAUCCAGAGCGUGAAGCAAGAUCUCUAUCUAACCUACCUGGCUUGCGCAGGAGCCACUGUGGAGAGCGGACUUCUAAAGGUGAAGGGCCAGCUUAGCCAGCUCGACGUACUCGAAAGCAUCUCAACAAUGAGAGGACGAGGGCCGGACAUUGCUAUUCUUACUGCAGGUGGCAAUGAUAUCGGCUUUUCUGAUAUCAUCAACUCUCUUCUCCAUGAGAGUUCUAAAGCCGUUGUGGGCUUACUGGACAUGAGGUUCUUCUUCGUCUCGCACCUUCUGGACAAUGUUGCUGAGCGCUUCAAUGCUUUGGGUGCUCGAAACAUCUUUGUUCCGCAAUACUUCGAUUUCACUAAGAACGAACGUGGUGAGGUCGAUGCAAGCUGCCUAGCAUAUGGAGAGAUGACGACGUCCAGCAUGAUGUUUGCCGAGCGUGCUAUUUUACGUCGUCUGAAUCAGCUCCUGCUCAAGAAAGGAGCACAACACGGUUGGCGAGUUGCCAGCACAAUUCCUGGGCUCUUCGCUCGUGCUGGCAUUUGUUCCUCACACAGUUUCAUCAGAACGAGAGAAGAAUCGCUCGCAUUGCAAGGCGACCCGUUCGGAGCUUUUCAUCCUAGUGAGGAAGGACAUCGUGCUGUAGCCGAAGAACUUAUCAAACUGCUGAAGAAGUCAGGAACUCUAGAAUCUUUGCUGCAAUGA
This is a messenger RNA of Cylicocyclus nassatus, 1258 nucleotides long. The record is from the annotation of a GenBank genome assembly. NCBI's taxonomy places the organism in Eukaryota, Metazoa, Nematoda, Chromadorea, Rhabditida, Strongylidae.